AAUAAGCCCUGAACAGUACGCGAUUAAUCAGGCGAUGUGGUGUUUUUUUCUUUGACCGGAAUGGUUUUAUUUGACACAUGACCAUUGACAUUGACACAAUAUUGACAUUUCUUCAAACCAAAUUCAGCAAUGUGAAAGAUUUUGCAUUAAAUUCUUAGUCAAAUUAUUUUUGUUGUAUACAUAAUGUACAAAGGCUUCACAAGAAUAUUGGCUCUUUAUUGUACAGAAAAGGCACAGUCAUGUGUUUCUCCAUUUAUAAGAACAAAUGUGUUAUGCACUCGGAACGGGAAGUUGGGUUGUAUAGGUUAUGUUUUUAAGAGGACUAAAAAACACGACCGCGGCGGGCCUUCCGCUUUAUUUGUGCCUGUGCCGGUGAAGCCGAAUCCUGAUGACAUGAACAUAGGCGAGGAGUUCACGGGACGAUUGAAAAAACAAGAUUUACUAAAGAUUUUGAACCGGUUUUAUCAAAAGCCAGAAAUACGCGUUUUAGCGUCUGAGAAUGGCUUGGAUGACCAGUUAUUGCAUCAGGCAUUCCUUUCCUUCAGAAGACAUUGUUUAGAACAUGAUCUGCCGCCUGAUUUACACAUAACUAUAAGUGAUAUAAUCCAAGGUGCUGGGCACGUAGAUGACUUGUUCCCCUAUUUUCUCCGCCAUGCUAGAUUAGCCUUCCCACAUUUAGACUGUUUAGAUGACUUGAAGAAAAUAUCUGACUUGAGAACUCCGGCAAACUGGUAUCCUCAAGCUCGGAGUAUGAACAGAAAGAUAGUAUUCCACGCCGGUCCAACCAACUCCGGAAAGACAUACCACGCCAUGGAAAGGUUCCUUGAAGCAAAGUCUGGCGUGUACUGCGGUCCGCUCAAACUGUUGGCCACCGAGAUAUACCAUAAAUCUAAUAAGAGGGGCACACCCUGUGACCUUAUAACUGGUGAGGAGCGCCGGCACGCCAGCCAGAGCAGCUCCCUCAUUGAGUCAGACCUAGAAUCUACCUUGGACAACUCGGACACACUUGUAGAGAUUGAGACUGAGUUAACACCAUCCAGCCACACCGCCUGCACUGUGGAGAUGACUUCACUCAAUAAUACUUAUGAAGUAGCAAUAAUUGACGAAAUACAAAUGAUCGGAGACAGAGGGCGCGGGUGGGCAUGGACGAGAGCGAUUUUAGGAUUACAAGCAGAUGAGAUACACUUGUGUGGCGAAGCCGGCGCGAUUAAUCUAGUCGAAGAGAUAUGCAACACGACGGGUGAAGAGUUAGAGGUGCGAACCUACAAAAGACUAACGGAGCUCAAAGUAGAGGACUGCGCUCUAGCGUCGCUCGACAACGUCAAGCCUGGGGACUGUAUAGUGUGCUUCAACAAAAACGACAUCUACAGCGUGAGCCGGGCCAUUGAACAGAGGGGGCAUGAAGUAGCAGUUAUAUACGGAAGCUUACCACCCGGCACUAAGCUGGCCCAAGCCAAUAAGUUCAACGACCCAGACAGCGCAUGCAAAGUUAUGGUGGCCACGGACGCCAUAGGACUUGGAAUCAACUUGAGCAUAAGAAGGAUAAUUUUCUACUCCCUAAUAAAACCGGUAAUAAACGAAGAUGGCGAUAAAGAAAUGGAUGUCAUAAGUAUAUCACAGGCUUUACAAAUCGCAGGUCGCGCCGGUCGCUACGGCAGCGCGUGGGAGACCGGAUACGUGACCGCAUACAGGCCGGAAGACCUGCCAACACUCAAGGAACUACUCAGCAAACCUCCAGAUCCGGUCACUCAAGCCGGUCUCCAUCCCACCUCAGAACAGAUGGAGCUAUAUGCAUACCACCUACCUCACGCAAGUCUUAGCAGUCUCAUGGAUAUUUUCGUCCACCUCUGCACCGUCGACGACUCGCUCUACUUUAUGUGUAACACAGAAGCAUUCAAGUUCCUAGCGGAGAUGAUUCAACACGUUCCUCUACCUCUACGAGCGCGCUACGUGUUUUGUUGCGCGCCCAUUAACAACAAACUGCCUUUCGUGUGCGCCACCUUCCUCAAGAUGGUCCGUCAAUACAGCCGAAACGAGCCAAUCACGAAGAACUGGAUGUCAAACACAGUUGACUGGCCGAUGCCGGCACCAAAGACUAUUAUGGACUUAGUUCAUCUUGAGGCUGUGUUUGAUGUACUUGAACUAUAUUUAUGGUUGAGUUACCGGUUUCCAGAUAUGUUUCCCGACGUGAAGUUAGUCAGAGAAAUGGAGACAGAAUUAGACGCCAUCAUUCAGCAAGGCAUUUUCCAGAUUACCAGGUUACUAAGGAACUCCGAGCAAGUCCUUCGAGAAGACAGCGAGGACGCGGCACACGCGAGACAUAGAAAGCCGAGACCUCACACGAGAGACGAGGGCAAGGGAAAGCUCUCAGAGAUGCUCGUGUCUAAGGGCCUAAUAACACCACAGAUGCUCAAGAAAUUGCAACAAGAAUUAUCAACAGAUAAGAAACCGGACACCGUCAGAGCGAAGCCAAAUAGAAAUAGAAGAAAAUGAGUGGACUUAGUUGUACAAUUUUGUGUUUGUGCUUGACAGAUGUUUUUUUUAUACAUUUGUUUUUCUAUCUUGUCAUAAUCAUAAUCAUAGUUCUUUAUUUGUCAGAAUACAGAAACAUAAGGUCUUAAAUUAUUAUAAACAUUCCUUGUAUUCAGCAUGCAAGCAAACAUAUAAAUUUUUAUUAAAUUUAACCUAAACAAUAAAUAACCUAAUUAUACAGGAUGAUUCAUCAGACGUGAGCAGGAGUAAUCCUGCACACUCAGUAACUGAUAAUUGAUCGAUCACCGUCGUAUUUAGGUGAAACAACCACACUUUUGCCUAUUUUUUAUCUUUUUUGGUGAGGGCAAAUUUAAUUCUCUACAAUCAUGGUCACCCUACAAGACCUAAUUAAUAAACAUAUAACCUCUUUAACCGUAAUGACAGCAUUUUGAUUACGAAGAAAACAAACUGUCAAACUUGAGUGAGAUACGAGCUAUCAAAAGUAACCAGACCGUGAUGACAGUGAUGACAUUCAAUUUGACACAGAAUAUCGGUGCAUGUCGUAUAAAAUUAAUAACUUUUAUUUUCAACAUGACUAGAAAAUUAACGUUAACCUCACUAAUACUGAUACGAAACAGUUGCUUAUAAUUUACGAAAUGCGCAGUGUUAGUCCUGCUCACGUCUCCUGAAUCACCCUGUAUACAAAUAUAGGUACAUGUCAAAAUAAUCGAAUAAAAUCAUCAGGCCACGCCAUAUACUUUAUGUUGUUUGUGUUUAAGUAGAGAACCAAAUGCAUUAGAAUCAUUUGUCCAGCACAUAACAAUUGGAAAUACGUGUACAUAGUAGUGGAUCAAUGCUGAAUGAAUGUUUAUUAAAGUGAUGUAAUGUUA
Cydia splendana is the source of this 3362-nucleotide messenger RNA. RefSeq names its product ATP-dependent RNA helicase SUV3 homolog, mitochondrial (gene Suv3). Bases 184 to 2493 code for a protein of 769 amino acids. The transcript is spliced from 15 exons. The record is from RefSeq and is a predicted model, not a curated record. NCBI's taxonomy places the organism in Eukaryota, Metazoa, Arthropoda, Insecta, Lepidoptera, Tortricidae. Gene Ontology annotation, cellular component: mitochondrial degradosome. Gene Ontology annotation, biological process: RNA catabolic process; mitochondrial RNA 3'-end processing. Gene Ontology annotation, molecular function: RNA helicase activity; ATP binding; hydrolase activity, acting on acid anhydrides.